AUGUCAACAUCUUCAGGAACCCCCGAGUCCUGGAUCUCCUCUUUCUGUUCUCUUCUUGGGCACGAAUACUUUGCCGAGGUAUCUGAAGAGUUCAUUGAAGAUGACUUCAACCUUACGGGCCUACAAAACCAGGUGGCCAUGUACAAGGAAGCUCUAGAGAUGAUUCUUGAUGUUGAACCGGAAGAAGACGAAGAGGAGGAUGAUGAAGAGGAAGAGGACGAGGAAGAUAUAUCAGGGGACGCCCGAGACGGCCCAGGGCGAGAGCGGCGACACCACAGCCGCGUGGCAAGCGACUUGUCCGUCAUUGAGUCUUCCGCCGAGAUGCUUUACGGUUUAAUCCACCAGCGCUUCAUCUGCUCGAGGGCCGGCAUUCAGCAGAUGUCGGAGAAGUACGAGCUAGGCCAUUUUGGCGUGUGCCCACGGACAAACUGCAACCAGACACGGACCCUUCCCGUCGGCCUCUCGGACAUACCUGGGGAAGAUACCGUCAAAUUAUUCUGCCCCUCAUGCCUUGACGUAUACGUCCCCCCAAACAGCCGAUUCCAGACCGUCGAUGGCGCCUUUUUCGGCCGCACAUUUGGCGCCCUCUUCCUCCUAACUUUCCCCGAGUACGAUCUUUCCCGCUCCGGCGCCGAAGCAGCAAGCAGCCUGGCCCGGACGGGCGAGGACCAAGCCAUGAUCAACGGCAUGUAUCCCAAGAAUAUUGCGCCAGGACUUGGCCGUAACAAGAUUUAUGAGCCCAAGAUUUACGGUUUCCGAGUAUCCGAGGUGGCAGACUCUGGCCCCCGUAUGCAAUGGCUGCGCGACAAGCCCGACGACCUGGCAAUCCUGGAUGAGGCCCGCAACUUCGCUGAGGAACACGACGCCGAGUCGGACGACGAGGAUGACGAUGACGAGGGCAUGACCAACACGGGGCGGCACGGGACAAAGCGACAGUACAACUCGGUGAUUAGGCAAAAACAAGGCCGUAAUGGGACUGCUAUGGAGGUGGAUGCCAAUGGGGCGGGCUCGGAACUCUGA
Messenger RNA from Dichotomopilus funicola, 1020 nucleotides. RefSeq names its product casein kinase II regulatory subunit-domain-containing protein. Gene Ontology annotation, biological process: regulation of transcription by RNA polymerase III. Lineage: Eukaryota; Fungi; Ascomycota; Sordariomycetes; Sordariales; Chaetomiaceae. The transcript has 2 exons. The coding region runs from base 1 to 1020 and encodes 339 amino acids. Gene Ontology annotation, molecular function: protein kinase regulator activity. Gene Ontology annotation, cellular component: cytoplasm; protein kinase CK2 complex; UTP-C complex. The record is from RefSeq and is a predicted model, not a curated record.